AAACAACCCCAUUAGAAAAUCUCGUUGGUUUGCAACGAAAGAAAAGGCAAACAAUAUUAUAAAAAUCCCGAAUAAAACGCCGCAAUUCCAUUAGAUUUUGGGUACUCUCUAUUUUCUCUCUCUUCAUCUUCAAACCCAGCACCGACUUCAAUUUCCUUCAAUUGCAGUUUCAAAUUCCUUUAUCUCCCCAGAAACUUCCUCCCUUCAUCUUUCACUCUCACACUUUCCUUCUUCUUCAAUUCAUUGACUCCCUUUCUCUCUCUUCUUUCUCUCUCCUCUUUCUCCUAUAACAUCAACAACAACAACCAAUCUUCACUCUCAGAUCUACUUCAUUCUUUCAUUCUUCCAGUUUUACACAGAUCUACAACAAUGGCGUAUCAAUGGCGACCUUUCUUUUUCUCUCUCCUCUUUCUCUCUCUUCACACCCACUUCGCCCUCUCCUCAGAUCCCCUUUCUCCUUCUCCUUCCCCUCAACUCUCCGCUGAUUCCGACAUUCUCUCUCCUCCUUCGUCUUCUCCUUCGCCAAUCAUCUCUCUUCCUCCAUCUUCUUCUCCUUCUUCCGACAUUGCUUCUCCUUCACCAUCUCCUUCAAACGACGUCGUUUCCGACACCAAUUCACCCUCUCCCUCGCCGGAAACCUCAUCGGAUUCUCUCUCCUCGCCGGAAACAUCCCCAUCCACGUCACCAUCUCCGUCAACCGGUGACGCAGAUGAAUUUGCGAAAGUACAGAGUCAAGAAGCGAAGGACUCCUCUUCCGGCGGAAUGAACGGCGGUCAUAAAGCCGGAGUAGUUGUCGGAGUAAUGGUUGGAGUUGCGGCGGUUGGUUGCGCCGGGUGGAUUUACAAGAAGCGUCAAGAUAAUAUUCGAAGAACUCAAUAUGGGUACAAUGCAAGAACAACUAUGAUCUGAGAAAUAGUAUGAAUAUUAUUCUUUGGAUUUCAUAUUUGAAAUUUAAUUGUUUUUUUAAUAUUGUUGAUUAAUAUACAGUGGUAGGAGAUUUUUGUUGUUCGUAAUAGUAUAAUUAGAAACAUUUAUUGGGUUUUUGGAUUUAUUAAAUAAGUUGUUGUUUCUAUGAUUGGAUUUGGAUGAAUUAUUAUUGAACAGGGAGUCAAGUAUUAUGAUUA
Messenger RNA from Chenopodium quinoa (quinoa), 1124 nucleotides. Its product is annotated as mucin-1-like. The transcript has a single exon. The coding region runs from base 370 to 909 and encodes 179 amino acids. NCBI's taxonomy places the organism in Eukaryota, Viridiplantae, Streptophyta, Magnoliopsida, Caryophyllales, Amaranthaceae. The record is from RefSeq and is a predicted model, not a curated record.